Myotis myotis is the source of this 3563-nucleotide messenger RNA. RefSeq names its product eukaryotic translation initiation factor 1A domain containing (gene EIF1AD). Gene Ontology annotation, biological process: translational initiation. Gene Ontology annotation, molecular function: translation initiation factor activity; RNA binding. The transcript has 6 exons. The record is from RefSeq and is a predicted model, not a curated record. Bases 487 to 1146 code for a protein of 219 amino acids. Gene Ontology annotation, cellular component: nucleus. Lineage: Eukaryota; Metazoa; Chordata; Mammalia; Chiroptera; Vespertilionidae.
GGACAAGAAAGGAGGAGGGUGGCCGGAGGCCUACGGCAGAGCGCCGGAAGUACUGCUCUUGGAAGGGUCCGACUCAGGCCGAACCGUGUCGGGCUUUUAGGAGUCGGGCAGGAACCGGAGACGUUGAAGACCUGAGUCCUAGCAAACUCCGCCGUCUAGCGCACCGGCAGGUUCAUUUUCUGUGCUUUCAUCGGCUCAGCCGCGAAGUGAGUCGUGGACCAGCCACUCCCUGCGUCCAGCCUCGAGAACGAACGGGAUCGUCCCAGCGGCGCCGUUGGGAGAAGAGGGCCAGCAGGAAAUAGUCAAACUAAGAUUUCAAUCCACGCAAUUAGAUUUUAGAGCCACGUUCUUAACCAGGACACAGCCACUCCUCAGUAAAAGGUCCCAGCCCAUCUUCAAAACAGUCCUGGGUUCUGAUCCUGCCAUCCGAGGAACUCAGGAGAGGGGGACAGCCGCUGCCUCUCACCACCCUGGCACAGGACCGGCAUGUCUCAGGCCACCAAGAGGAAGCAUGUGGUGAAGGAGGUGCUGGGGGAGCAUAUGGUGCCCUCUGACCACCAGCAGAUCGUGAAGGUACUCAGGACCCCAGGGAACAAUCUGCAUGAAGUGGAGACAGCCCAGGGGCAGCGCUUCCUGGUAAGCAUGCCCUCCAAAUACCGCAAGAACAUCUGGAUCAAGAGAGGGGACUUUCUCAUCGUUGACCCUAUUGAAGAGGGAGAAAAGGUGAAGGCUGAGAUCUCCUUCGUGCUCUGCAAAGACCAUGUGCGCUCUCUGCAGAAGGAUGGGCUCUGGCCUGAGGCCUUUGAGGUGGCUGAGAAACACAAUAACAACAGGAACAGAUCUUGCUUUCCCAGAAGGCACUGGGCUAACUCUGUCCUUUUCCCCCAUGAAGACCAACUCAGCCAGAACUCCCAGCUGAGCCGCAGUCAUCGGGAGAAGAGUCCAGCUCCGAAGAUGACUCUGACCUCUUUGUUAACACCAAUCGUAGACAGUAUCACGAGAGCGAGGAGGAGAGCGAGGAGGAGGAGACAGCCUGAGGCUGCAGGGCCCACUUUUCCCCCUCUGACCUUGGACACCUCCAGGGUGCUCUGCAGAUCUUCCCCCCAGUGGGGACAAGGCAGGAUCCUCUCUGAACUGACCUUCUGACCCAGGAGAAUUAAACCCCUGGUGGGUGGUGACUUGUGCUAGUGUCCGAGUGGCUCUCUGGAGGGAGAAGGGACCUGUGGUACAGUUAAAAACUGCUCCUUGGUAGGUCUCAUGGGCAGGAAAUAGGGAAUGGCUGGACAUUUUGAAUGAAUUUAAAUUGAGGGAGCUAAGGUUUCCUAGGCUCUCCCUCUCUCUCCUCUCUCCUCUCUCUCUCUCUCCGUCUCUCUCAUUGGGCACUUAGUCAGUGGCGGGCCCUGUGCUGUCUCUCCUUGCAUGUACUUGAUAAGUGGGAACAGUCCCACUUUAUUGCCUGCUCGCAGCCAAUCCUGAUUCAGGCUUUCAGGAUCACAGCCAUAGGACUAGUCCCCCGUUGCCUCUAAGAAACACUCAGGAUGAAUUUCAUAUACCUCGUGAGCUGAUUUCCCUGCAUUUCUAGUCACCAUGCCUGCAGGAGUGCCCACCUCCCUGCUGCUGUGUGCAUCCCCUGGUUGCUGGACCCUUGUGGCAACUUAGACCAUCAUUCCUCAGCCCUCUUGUAAAACACAUCAUCCCACUUAUCUCUCUCUCUUUUUUUUUAACCUCUGGCUAUACGUUACUCCUCAUUGCUGGCGUUGACCUUGUAGUCUCUCCUCAGACUAGAAGAGUUUAUCUCUUGGCUUAGAGUCUUUUACCUCUGCUUAGUCAUUUUCUACAUCCCAUGGAUGGGCCUGUUCAGCACUGUGGCUCUUUAGUUCCUUGAUAAUCCCCAUUACUAAUGCGGGUCUUCUAUUCCAGGCCUGCUGCCUACAUCUCUACUCCCUGGACCCCUGAUAUCAGUAGAAAUUGUAGUACCUUUAGAAGUCAAAUACCUGUACAAUCACCGCCUUCUGGCUUACUUAUUUACUUGCUCAACUACCCCUUCUGCAGAAAUUCUUUAUUUUUAUCCUCCAGCUCCACCACAUUCCCACCAUUCUAUCUCUGCUUUCCUCCUUCUGCAACUUGGAUUCCAUGGCCCACACCCUUCACUCCCUUGUCUUCCUUCAUUGUAUUCAGCUACUAAAACCUAACCCCAGCCAAUCCAAUCAUUCACCUCUGUGCCUGUAACUAUUAGAGAAAACCACCAACUGGGCUCACUUGUUUUACCUUAAAUUUAUAAUUGUAAACCUCAAACAAACCCUCAGCACUGCCUAGCAGAUCAACUCUGGGGUGCAUUUUGAAACUUCUUAUCUUGUCUACCUAUUCCCUCUUCCCCUGCUAGUUACCACAGCUUAUACUUCAUUAAGAAAGAGUGGGCCACCCUGACUGGUGUGGCUCAGGUGGUUGGCGUGCCGUACACCAAAGGUGGUGGAUUGAAUUCUUGGUCAGGAUACAUACCCAUGGGGCAGGUUUGAUCCCCAGUCGGGGAUUGAGGGAGCUAAGGUUUCCUCCCUCAAUCCCAACUGAUCCAUGUUUCUCACAUGGAUGUUUCUUUCUCCCCUCUCUCUAAAAAUCAAUAAAACUAUAUGUAUCUCUACAUAUAAAAGACUAAGCGACCAUUCAACCAGCCAUUAGGUAUGACAUGCACUGACCAUCAGGGGGCAGACGCUCAACAUAGGAACUGCCAGCUGUGGUGAUUUGGCAGCAGCGGUUCUUGGGUGAAGUACCCGAGAAAUACGUUAAUAGCAAUAUUAACAUAUUUCUUCUAAUUAAUUUCCUUUCAAUGUGCACAGAUCUGUGCACCGGGCCACUAAUACACACACACACACACAUUUAUUAUUUAUUUUUCUAAAGAAAAUAAGAAAUAGUAGGCCCUUGGUGAGAAUUCACACCUCCCCUUUACCAACCCUACAUUGUCUUCAUGGAUCUUCCUGUCUUUUUUCCUUUCCAUUGUAAUCCAAUGGGACUUCAACCUUUCCACAUGUAUCUGCUCCUCUCCUCACUUUCUAUUAUGUUGCUUAGUCUAGCUUUAAAUAUAUACACAUAUAUAUGUAUUUGUGUGUAUGUGUACAUACAGAUGUUUAAAAUAUAUAUAGAGAGAGAGCCCUAGAUGGUUUGGCUCAGUGGAUAGAGCAUCAGUCUAUAGGCUGAAGGGCCCAAGGUUCGAUUCAAGUCAAGGGCACAUGACUGAGUUGUGGGCUCGAUCCCCAGUGUGGGGCAUGCAGGAGGCAGCCAAUCAAUGAUUCUCAUCAUUGAUGUUUCUAUCUCUCCCUCUCCCUUCUCAGAAAUCAAUAAAAAUACGUUUUAAAAAAGAAUGAAAAAAUGUAUAUAUACACACAAAGAGUAAACAUCAGAUGAGGUAGAGAUGUGUAUUAAUUCGUUUGAAGUUUAUUUUUUAUGGGAGAUAGCUAACUUUUUCCCCUAAAGUUGUGGCCACUUGUCCCUCUAUCAUGUAUUGAAUGGUUCAUUCUUUCCUCAUUGCUUUAGGAUACCUUUUAAAAUAAACUCUAUUCCUGCAUAUA